This is a messenger RNA of Racocetra fulgida, 254 nucleotides long. The record is from the annotation of a GenBank genome assembly. Lineage: Eukaryota; Fungi; Glomeromycota; Glomeromycetes; Diversisporales; Gigasporaceae.
AUGACCCACAUGAUGACCCACAAGAAGAUGACUCACAAGAAGAUGACCCACAAGAAGAUGACCCACAAGAAGAUGACCCACAAGAUGACUCACAACAAGAUGACCCACAAGAUGACCCACAAGACGACUCACAAGAAGAUGACCCACAAGAUGACCCACAAGACGACCAACAAGAUGACCCACAAGAUGACUCACAAUAUGUGGUGUACGAUAUUAACACAUUCACACAUUCUUUACUAACUCACAAGAAGUAA